CACCACAAUUCACUUCUCUUCUCCCCAUCGGAAGAGAGACUAAGGCCUCGGGUUCAAUUGAGGAAGAUCCAGACGCCAUCUACCUCGUUCCAUUCCUCCUGCGGCUUCGCUAUGGAUCCAGUUGCUACCGCCAAUGCUCCUAAUUUUACCACUCAAGUCAAUGGAAUCCCGAUGCUUAAUGGAACAAAUUUCAAGUCUUGGAAAGAGGCUGUAGAAAUUGUUUUAGGAUGCAUGGAUUUAGAUCUGGCAUUAAGGACGGAGCGACCCACUUCCACUCCAGAAAACUCUAAUGAGGCGAAAAUUGAGAAGUGGGAUCGGUCCAACCGGAUGUGUCUAAUGAUUGUGAAGCGCACCAUUCCUGAGGCGUUUCGAGGCUCAAUUACGGAGGGUGAGAAUGCAAAAAGGUUUCUAAUGGAAAUUGAGCGAUUAUUUGCCAAGAAUGAAAAGGCUGAGACAAGUAGCCAUUUGGCUAAACUUGUCUCUAUGAGGUAUUCUGGCAAAGGAAACAUUCGUGAGUACAUUAUGGAGAUGUCUAAUCUCGCGUCAAAACUCAAGGAACUAAAGUUAGAGCUACCUGAGGAUUUGCUCGUUCACUUGGUUUUGAUCUCUCUUCCGGCCUACUUUGGCCAAUUCAUAGUGAGCUAUAACACUCAAAAGGACAAAUGGUCCCUUAAUGAGCUGAUAUCUCAUUGUGUGCAAGAGGAAGAGAGGCUGCAGAGAGAUAAGACAGAGAGUGCUCAUUUUGCUUCAACAUCUCACAAUAAGAAGAGAAAGAAGCAUGUGGUUGGUGCUGAAAAUUCUUCAAAGAAGAAGGUGAAGAAACAAGGUGAGGCAUUUGCUUGUUUUUUCUGCAAGAAAUCUGGACACACAAAAAGGGAGUGUUCUAAGUACGCCGCUUGGCGUGUGAAGAAGGGUAAACUUCUCAAUUUUGUUUGUUCUAAAAUUAAUUGAGUUUUGUUACCUAAAGACACGUGGGUAGAUUUUGGCACUACUACUCACAUAAGUAUGUCUAUGCAGGUUUGCCUGUGGAGUCGUUCACCAAAUGAUGCUGAAAAGUAUAUUUAUGUUGGUGAUGACUGAUGACAAUAAAGUGAAGUUCAAGCUAGAAGAAUUUUUGAAUUAUUUUAUAAGGACUUGUUUUUUAUUUAUUUGAAUUUUAAUUGAGACAUUUUGUUACACCGUCUAUUAGGCGGUAUUUUAAUUAGUAUUUCUAUGUUGGACAAAUAAGGUUCCUAUUGUUCCUUCGGAAAUAAUAAAGUAAGUCUCUUUUAUAAUUCAAAUAUUGUUAGUUAUGAGUCUUUACUAAGAUAAUCCUUAUAUGCUUGAGAGUUUGGUCAUUUUAUGGCAUAAGCUAAAGUAAGAGAUUCAAACCCACUAACUAAGGAUAA
Molecule: messenger RNA, 1388 nt
Organism: Cuscuta epithymum
Lineage: Eukaryota; Viridiplantae; Streptophyta; Magnoliopsida; Solanales; Convolvulaceae
Source: the annotation of a GenBank genome assembly